Messenger RNA from Penicillium atrosanguineum, 837 nucleotides. Its product is annotated as nuclear mRNA splicing factor-associated protein. The record is from RefSeq and is a predicted model, not a curated record. NCBI's taxonomy places the organism in Eukaryota, Fungi, Ascomycota, Eurotiomycetes, Eurotiales, Aspergillaceae. The transcript has a single exon. Bases 1 to 837 code for a protein of 278 amino acids.
AUGAGAACCUAUGCCAUACUAGGUGGCACAGGCUCAACCGGUUCAAGCAUAAUCAACCAACUCCUCCAAGACGAAGAUGUCCAUAUAAACGUUUACGCCCGAUCCGCCAAAAGACUCUCGGAAAAAGUACCCGACCUCUCCUCAAACCCACGCGCCAAGUUAUAUAUCGGGUCACUCGAUGACAUCGAGCUACUAGCCAAUUGCCUCGAAGGUGUCGACGCAGCCUUCUUCACAGUAGCAACAAAUUUCAACAUACCAGACUGCUCAAUAGCCCAACAAACGGCACAUUCAGCCGUAUCAGCACUAGAAAUAGUGCGAUCACGCAUCACCAAGCGUAAUGGCAAGACUAAACGCAGCUGGGUAUGCCCAUCUCUGAUCUUCCUCUCUUCUGCCGGAACCAACCCCGAAUUGAUGGCGCAACAGUCGUGGGCCUUCAACUUUGCAGUCUCAAGAGGGUGUUAUUGGAUUUACCGUGAUCUCUCCCUGGCGGCGGAUUAUCUGCGGAGUCAUGAUUGGCUUCCACUGAUCUUUAUUCAGCCUAAUGCAUUGGUGCAUCAUUGUGCUUUUGGUGUGAGGUUGGAUGAAGAAGAGGCGAGCUCGAGAUGUUCCUAUGCGGACCUUGCUAAUGCUAUGGUUCUUGCUGCUGAAGGGAAGCUAGAAUCCGGGGAUUUAAAAGGAGAGAAGAGUCGAUGGAUUGGGAAGUGUGUUGGAGUUAGUAGUCUUGGUGGUGGGAAGGUGAAGGUUGCAACUGAGAAUCUCAAUUAUGUUAUUCCUGGGUUCGUGGGAUACUUCUCGCCAGCUCUAUGGAAUAUGUGCAAGAGUAUAGGGCUAUGGUGA